This is a messenger RNA of Ziziphus jujuba (common jujube), 2514 nucleotides long. RefSeq names its product receptor-like protein 6. The transcript has a single exon. Lineage: Eukaryota; Viridiplantae; Streptophyta; Magnoliopsida; Rosales; Rhamnaceae. The coding region runs from base 1 to 2514 and encodes 837 amino acids. The record is from RefSeq and is a predicted model, not a curated record. Gene Ontology annotation, molecular function: protein binding.
AUGCAUUGUUUGUUACUGAGUGUAGAAAUCCAUGCUGUGUUUGGUCAUUGUCUUAAUGAUCAGCAAUCUCUGAUGGUUCAAUUGAAGAACACCAUCAAAUUAGACAACAACUCAAACUGGGAUGAGAAUUCCGAUUGCUGUGUUUGGGAGGGUGUAACAUGCCACAAGGGUCUAGUCACUGGUCUUAGCCUGCGAGGCAAAACAGCGUGGGUUAUAUCUAAUCUCUCUGCUAUCUGUGAUCUUAAAUAUCUUGAGAGCUUGGAUUUGUCCCACACAAUGGUAUUUUAUUCUCUAAUCCCUUCAAGGAUUGGUGAGCUCAAAAAUUUAAGAUAUCUAAAUCUUGCAGAGGCUGGAUUUGUAGGCCAAGUUCCAAAAGAGAUUGCACUACUCACAAGGUUGGUGUCUCUGGAUUUGUCUAGCAGAUCCUUCUGGCCGACCCCCCAACUUGUAAACCCGAAUUUGAGCUUCCUUAUUCAGAACCUCACUCAGCUUGAAGAAUUAUAUCUUGACGGUGUAAAUGUAUCAUUGACUGGGAAAGAGUUGUCCAAGGCCUUAUCAUCUUCACUGCCAAAUCUGAGAGAGUUGAGCAUGAUUGCAUGUUCUAUAGCAGGGCCAAUUGAUAUGUCACUUUUGAAGCUCAAGUCUUUGUCUGUGAUUCAUCUGGAUUUUAACCAUUUUUAUUCUCCAUUUCCAAGAUUCAUGUCAGAAUUUUCAAGACUGAGAUCGCUGAGUUGCCUUUCUUGCGGCUUCAGUGGAAUUUUUCCCGAAGAGAUCUUCCAGGUACCAACACUGCAUGCUCUUGAUAUGUCACAAAAUGAAUUACUUGAAGGUUCUUUGCCAAAUUUUCUCCCGAAUAAUUCUAUUGAGAGUAUAGUGAUUAGCGACACCAAGUUUUCAGGGAGAUUACCAAUUUCUAUUGGUAACCUUCGAAAUUUAUCGAGAUUAGAGCUUGCCAACUGUGAAUUCAAUGGAACACUUCCAAAUUCUAUGGCAGAGCUCACCCAACUUGUUUAUGUUGAUUUGUCAUCUAACAAGUUCACCGGUUCGAUCCCAUCUUUCAGUAUGUCCAAGAACCUGACCAAGAUAAACCUUUCUCACAAUGACUUAAGCGGUGCCACUACUUCAGCUCAUUGGGAAGGUCUUUUAUAUCUUGUUGAUGUUGACUUGUCAUAUAAUUCUCUCAAUGGCAGUAUUCCCCCAUCUCUGUUUUCACUUCCCUCAUUGCAAAAUAUUCAACUUUCCUGCAACAAAUUUAAUGGUCUCGUUCCCGAGUUUCCAAAUGCACCUUCCAUGAUUUUGGAUACCCUGAAUUUGAGUCACAACAACCUAGAAGGACCUAUUCCAGGCUCCAUCUUUGAACUAGGAAAACUUACAAACCUCCUACUUUCUUUCAACAAGUUGAAUGGCACCAUACAGGGCCAUACAUUUCGGAGGCUUGAAGAACUUGUUCAUCUUGAUCUUUCAUACAAUAACUUGUCAUUCAAUAUAAGUGGUAAUGAUUCUCUUGUGCCUUACCUACCAAAGCUUGAAACAUUAAAACUGGCUUCUUGCAAUCUGAGUGCAUUUCCUGAUGUGAAGAAUCAUUCAAGCCUUACAUUCUUGGACCUUUCAAUCAACCAAAUUUCUGGGGUGAUACCAAAUUGGACUUGGGAACUGGGAAAUGGAUCGCUUAAUUAUUUGAAUCUGUCAUUUAACCAGCUAGUUGGAAUACAAGAGCCUUAUAUUUUUCCUCCUCUUCUCGGUGUGCUCGACUUGCACUUUAACAUGCUCCAUGGGAAGCUCCCAAUACCACCAACCCCUAUCUAUGUAGACUUGUCUAACAAUUAUUUUUCAUCUUCCAUUCGAGCUGAUAUUGGAAAGAAUCUUUCCAAUGCUGUUUUAUUGUCCCUUUCAAACAACAGUCUGACAGGAUUUAUACCGGAAUCCAUAUGCCAAGGUGUAGCCCUUGAAGUUCUAGAUUUGUCCAACAAUGGUUUAAGUGGCAGAGUACCAGAUUGCAUUCCUCAGAUGAGUCAAAAGCUUUAUAUAUUGAAUCUACAGAAGAACAAUCUGAGCGGCCCAAUUCCUAAUGCAUUUCCAGUUAAUUGUUCACUUAAGACUUUGCAUCUCAAUGGAAAUUCCAUACAAGGUCAGGUUCCUGAAUCAAUAUCAAAGUGUACAAAGCUACAGAUUUUAGAUCUUGGUAACAAUCAAAUAAUUGAUGGUUUUCCUUCUUUUUUUAUGAGCAUAUCCACCCUGCGAGUCCUUGUUUUGCGGUCCAACCGCUUCCAUGGAUGCAUUAAAUGUCUCAAUACCAGCAGCAGCAAUACUUGGACAACGCUUCAAUUGUUCGAUGCAGCUUACAACAAUUUCAGUGGUGAACUCUCAUCAUGCUUAUCAAGAGGGAUUGGGAAGGCACGGACGUACCAAGCCAACGAAGCUCAAUCGCAGCUGCAAAAUGAGCUUAUAUUCCAGUAUACAGGAGGACUGGCCUUCAUGAUGUCUAUGUUUGAAGAUGAUUUACUGUUUUACUAA